Messenger RNA from Culex pipiens pallens (northern house mosquito), 3947 nucleotides. Its product is annotated as restin homolog. The transcript has 7 exons. The coding region runs from base 331 to 3738 and encodes 1135 amino acids. The record is from RefSeq and is a predicted model, not a curated record. Lineage: Eukaryota; Metazoa; Arthropoda; Insecta; Diptera; Culicidae.
CGUCUCGAUUGCUCAAACCCGACAAGAUCUCCCGCCCGAAACGCGCCGCGUGAUUUUUCAUUCUGAGUCAGUCAGUUUUUUUCGCAGUAAUUUCGAAACGAACGAGGAAAAAAUUUCCCGCGAGAAGGAAAAACUUUAUAUUAUUUGCAAUGAUUUAAUAAUCGUUCCGGACAGCAGCAGCAGCAGUGCUUGACUUUUCCGAAAAGUGCAGUGCAACGAAUAAAUAUUAGUCAGGCCCAGUGUGGCCAGCAGCGGAGGCCAAUUGGGGUGGCAAUUAAUUUUCCCGAAAGUCGGAAAAGUUAACGUUUUGCAGUUGUAGGGGGAAGUAAAAUGGGUAGUUUUCAGUCGACCCACGCUCGCGAGCAAGAGUCGCGACCGGUGGAGGACGAAGUGAAGGGGAAGGAGAGUGUUGGGGAGGAGGAAGAGAGAACUGUUCAGCCAACUAGCGAUCCGCUAGUGAAUAAAAGUUGUGCAAUAAUCGAGAAGGAAACAGCGACAGCAGCAGCGUCGGAAGAAUCGCUCCCAACGGUCGAACACGAUGCCUCUACGGAAGAUCCGGACGAGUUCGAAUCGUGCUGCGAUGGAAGCGUCGAAAGAUGCACGGAACUGGCCGAAUUCCGCGAGGAACUGGCCAGAAAUCGUGGCCUGCGGCAAGCCAAAAUGGCGGACAUCAAGCAAGAGAUGGAACAGCUGCGUGCGAGCUUGACCGAAGAACGAAGCAAGAAUCGCGCGUUGAUUCGCUACAUCCAAAGCAAAGAAGCGGGGUCAUCGGAACCGUUUGCGGAGCAAACGACGCUAACGAUCGUCGAAACAGCUGCCGAAGCGGAAGCAGAACAAAGCGACACCAACACCGACGCACGGCUCACGGUGAAGAAAGACUUGGCUGAGUCACAGCUACAGCUUCAGCAGGCGAACGGCGAACUGCUCUCGCUACAGUCCACCGUCGAUCAGUUGCGCGGCCAAAUUCAAGCGCUCCAGACGCCGUCCGAGGAGGAGCAAGCGGCUCGUGACGAACGUAACCGGGAGUUCCGGAAGCAGCAGGCGGAUCUUGCCGAUGCGCAGUUUCACCUGCAGCUCGCAAACGCCGAAGUGCUGUCCAUGCAGACGGACAUCAGUCAGCUGAAGACGCAGAUCAAGGGGCUGAAAGACGUUAUCAAGGCGGGAAAGGAGAUUAUCAACAUACGGGAGGAUCAGGUGGAGAAGCUUAAGGCGAAACUGCGCCAGAUCGAGGACUCGCUGGCGGAGCGUGAGAUGCAGAUUAUGUCCUCGGAUCUGCGCCGCCAGUACGAACGACAAAUGGCCAACAUCCGCAGUCUGCGCGAGCUGUACGAGGAGCGGGAACGCGUCUCCCGGAUGGAGCGGGACAAUCUGCUGAGGCAGCUGGAGCUGCGCAAGAAUGACCUCGAAGCCGAGCAGGAAAAAAACAAAAAUCUCGAAUCACACGUCGCUUCGCUGCAAACCGACCUGGAAGCGUCCAAAACCGAGCUGUUUGCCACCAAGGAACAACUCAGUCAAUCCGAAGCCCAAGCGCGGCAACUGCAGUCCGAGAUGACCGUGGUGAACCGGUUCAUCUCCAAGUUUUUGCUCGGCAUGAGCCAAAAGCAGGCCACCAGCAGCGUCCGGCUGGACAAGCUGGCCGAGGUGCUGGCCGAGAAUCGUGACCUGCUGAUUGAGAUGACCAAACAGGAGGCGGAAACGUUUGAUUUGGGCGCGUUUUUGCCCCGCGCGUUGUACGACCUGGUGGCCGAAGUGGACCAGGAGGAGGAGAGCGGGGGGAUUGCUUUGGGGGAUGAGGAAAUGCUGAACGAGGUUCAGAAGGCGUCACCGGAACAGAUUGCCGACAAGCUGCCCAAGGUUUGGCGGGUGUUAAUCGAGCUGGUGAAUCACCAGGAGCGGGCCGAGCAGGUGCCGUUUGUGGAAAAUGGUGAAUCAGAAGAAUGUCUCAAGACGGAACAGACGAAGAAUGGGCCGAAGCUGGUGGUCAGCGUUAGCAAGACGUAUCUAAAACUUAAGGACCUCAUUCUGGAGAAGAAAUCGCUCAAGAAGGAAACGAACCGCCUGAAGACGCUAAAUACCCACCUCGAGCGCCGGCUGGAAUCGCAGGAGAAACGCCUCAGCGUGGUGAGCCUGGAGUUGACCAAGACGUGGCACCUGGUUGGCAAGAUGCAGCGCCAACACCGUCAACUGCACACCCAGGAGCAGAUCCUGCGCUACCAUCUGCAGCAGAAGCGCCGGCUGUUGGGCGAGCUGAAGGAGGAGCUCGAGUACUGCCGGCUGAAGUGGUCCGCGGCACGGGCCAAGCACACCGAGUCCGAGGACCAGUGGCGCCAGCUGAAGGCCGAUUUUGCCGCCCGGAAGCAGCAGGACUCGCUGAACGCGUCCGGUGAGAGUGGGUACAGCGAUGAACAGCCCACGACGGACGAUGAGGACGAUGGGGUAGGAGGAGGUCAGCUGGAGUUCAAGAAGAAGCUGGGAAGGAAGGGUUGCAGCAGCCUGGUUGAGUUCCGCCGGAGUGCCUCGCUGGGGAAUGUGUUGCUGUUGCAGGUUGCGGAAAUGUUGGAGAUGCGAAAGUGUCACAGCGAGUCCGACAUGAAGUCGUUGGGCAACGUUGAGAGGGCGAAUCAGUUCUGCAACGAGAAGAUUGAGGAUUUGCCGAUCUUUCCGGAGGAUGAGAUUGCCUGCGGGGUAAAGAAGAAAGCCAAAAAGGGAAGAAAGAAGAAGAGAGGUGGUCCGGAAACGGCUGAAGAGAUGUUCCUGAGAUUGGCCGGACUUGUACAGGACACGAACGAGGAGGAAGAUGAGGACGACUCGGAUGAGGAUCUGCCAGAUGAUUCGGAGUGUUCGGAGAUUGAGAAGAUCGAACAACGUGAGUCGACGCCAGUUAAAGAACCUGAACUGACCAGCGAGGAGUUGUUCAACAUGAAACGAGAAGCAAGGUUGAAGCGAAUGGCCGAACUGAACUCUAAACUAGACAACUACUCAAGCAGCCCAAAUACCUCAAACGACAAUACUAUUUCAGAAACAGAUUCAGCAGAAGCAGGUCCAUCCUCCCAGGUGUUGACCUCCAACGAACAAGACGCGAUGCAACGAAGAGCCGAUCGACUCGAACGUCUAGAACGAGAAGCUCGCGAGUUCCGUCACAAACUGUCCCGUACCGUAACUCGUGGCAGCGAAAUAUCCGCUCAAAUUGACGGAAUCCACAACGGAUUCAUUGCACGACAGUCGGAGUCCCCGGUCCCAGGAAGUUCCUCAGAAACCCAACCCACAAGCCCACGCCCUUCAGAAAUCCCACCGGAAGACCUAGCCCUCCUAACCGACCGCGAACGUAACUACACUCAGAGCCGUUCCGAACGACUUCAACAGCUCGAAGGUCACAGCCAGUCACUGCUGGACCAAAUGAAUCGCUCACUCAAGCGAGGCUCACGACUAACAACCCAACUCGACCUUCUUCACAGACGAUACGGCGGCAGCAACGCUGAUCAGCAAGAUCAAGCCAAUUCCACCACCGCAACCUCCGUAGAGCCACAAGAGCAACCCGUCGAACCCCAAGAAACGCCAGACUCCGUCGACAGCGUCCUGCUUGAACACUCAAUCCUCAUACCGCCAAACGGUCCCAUCGAGCUCAUCCUGGUCUCCGACGAGGAAAUUCUCGAGGAAGUCGACCAGCUGUUGCCCACCCCCAGUAAUGCUAUCUCAACGCACGAAGAAGACGCCGAAGGCGGCGAAGAUGAAAACUAAAUCACACUCUUUUGUUAGACUAACGAACAAAUAACCACUCCGAUUCAAAAGACGUGUCCACCAGAGAAUGUCGUCACUUAACGGAUUAAUGCACUAACUAAAGCUAUUUUAUUUAUAUACUCAACGCAUGUCGAAACGUUUCUGUGUUAAAACAAACUGUGUAAUCUCUUCUUCCUGAAAACAAUGUGAAAUAAACGAACACGAGCAAA